AUCGGGUAUCUAUGGGAAAGUGCGUUCAAUAUACCGCUAAGGACCACGGCAGCCGUAGAAAUGUAUAAACACGUUAGCAGAAGAAAACCUAAGUCUCUAUAACAUAUUAUUGUUCAUCUUUUUAGACACUAAUAUGUCGCUCCAGCCGCAAGCGACGGACGCCCUGGAGGAGAGAAGCGCCUUCUUUAUCGGUGCUGACUCGGGCAACGUCUCGGAAGAGGAGGACCACCAUGAACUUAUACUUCAGAAAGCUAACGCUCUAGCGUCCGAAAACUGCCUUAGAGAAGCCAUUGACUGGUUUUCAGCUGCUAUGCGGUACAGUCCUGUGCGGCCCGAGCAGCUCAGCACUUUCGUGGACUGUAUCCUCCGCAACUUUAAGAGGAAAGCGGCCGGGCCGGAGUCGCUGUCGGGCCGUAGUAGCUGGGAUGCGGCGGAGAGCUCCGCGGAGGAGGACGUGCUGGAGUGUCCUAACUGUCACUGCUUUCUAGGUGAACCCGUGACCUUAGCCUGUGGACAUUCAUACUGUAAACGAUGCUUACAGCGACGGCUGCUUCACAAAUGUAAACUGUGUAGUGAACACGUGAGGGGCGAGGAGAAAGUGAACGUGAUUUUGUGCGGACUACUAAGUAAAUGGUUCCCGGAGGAGGUGGGAAAAUCGAAAAAAGUAACGGAAGUGGACGCACUCUGUAGAAGAAAACGCUACCAAGAAGCCGUGGAGCUAGCAACCGACGUGAUUCAGUCAGAUCCAGACACGACGGUGGUGGCGCGACUGUCUCGAGCGGAGGCGUACAUGGGUCUGAAACAGUACCGCCAGGCUUUGGAGGACACUAACGUUUGUCCCCGAUCCAGCUGUUCUGCUGAAGCUUUAUUUAGGAAAGCUAUGGUGCUGCAUGAGAUGGGCCAAGUGGACAAGUCUCUCCAAGUCUUCCUCCACUGCCUGGCUGUUGAUGAGGACUUUCCCUGUGCUAAAAGACAAGUGGAAAAGAUCUUGUGUGAUCUCCUCUCCCCCGGUGAUGAGAAUGUGAAGGUUGGCCUGAGGGAAACAACACAGAACGCACUGACUCACUUACGCAGUAAAACCCUUGUGGCAGAUACCCAAGCCCAACCACAGAGGCCAGUUCAAAGGCAACACCUCCACGAAGUCCGUGCUGCCUCUGCGCACCAUCUGGAAAACCAGGAGAAACGCUGGGAAAGUGUGGAGCGACCUGGUUUGAGCCGAGCUCAUUCGCUACGAUCGCAUGGCUCUAAUUGUAGUGAGGAGGGUCUAAAGAGAGUUUGCUCUGCUCCUCAACUGGGGGACCAGGACAAGGGAAGCCUCCUGAAGAGGAAGUUGUCAGUGUCAGACAUGGAGCCCUGUGUAGUGGACAGCGGAAGUAGCAAGCAUAAAAAACAAGGUGUGGCAAAAGGCUCCAAACAGAAAACCACCAAACCUAAAAUGAGAACUAUUCCCAAGGAUCUGCUGGACUCCAAUGACCUGGAGUGUUCUCUAUGCAUGAGAUUGUUUUAUGAGCCUGUAACCACACCAUGUGGCCACACCUUCUGUAAAAACUGCCUGGAACGCUGCUUGGAUCACAUGCCCCAGUGCCCGCUCUGUAAAGAGAGUCUCAAAGAGUAUCUGGCAUCUAGGAAAUUUAAGGAGACCAUACUCCUGGACAUGCUGAUCAAACAGUACUUGAGCCGGGAGUAUGCAGAGAGGACUAAAACUCACCAGGAGGAGACCAGAGAGCUUUCUGACCUGACAAAGAAUGUGCCUAUCUUUGUGUGUACCAUGGCGUACCCUACUGUGCCUUGUCCCCUACAUGUGUUUGAGCCACGUUACCGCCUCAUGAUUCGCCGCUGCAUGGACACAGGCACCCGGCAGUUUGGGAUGUGCAUCAGUGACCCUGAAAAAGGGUUUGCAGACUACGGCUGCAUGCUGAUCAUCAGAAGUGUCCAUUUCCUCCCCGAUGGGCGUUCAGUAGUGGACACCAUUGGAGGAAAACGCUUCCGGGUCCUGUCCCGAGGAAUGAAGGACGGUUACAGUACUGCAGAUAUUGAACACUUGGAGGAUAGCAGAGUGGAAGACAGUGAAGAACUAGCAAGACUGCAAGAGCUGCACGAUGCAGUGUAUGAGCAGGCCCGAGUUUGGUUCCAGAACCUCAAGAUCCACUUCCACAACCAAAUCCUGCAGCACUUUGGACCAAUGCCAGAACGAGAAGCUGACAUCCAGGCGACUCCGAAUGGUCCAGCCUGCUGCUGGUGGUUGCUGGCUGUUCUGCCUAUCGACCCUCGAUACCAGCUGUCUGUUCUGUCUAUGACCACCCUCAAAGAACGCUUGGUUAAGAUCCAGCACAUCCUUACAUAUCUGCAGAGCAUCCCCAACAACUAGAGCUUCCCUACAAACUAACAUCUUUUGGACUUUGAAGUGACAUUUAAGAAGAACCCUUCAGCAACACCUGCUUUUGUUUCUACUGCCGGUUCACCCCAUCAGUUACAGCUAAGAGACCCCCCCUCACCACCACCACCACUAGUAUAUGGCUCGAUGUGUAAGGACCGCAAACGAUCAGUGCAAAGCUGUCAUUCACUAAUACAUAUAUGGCCAAACCACCUCAGGGAUACUUUGAGUGAAACAUUUGAUGUUUGUGAUUAUGAAAAAAGGAUCUAGAAAAAAAUAAGACAGCAACUAUUCUCAUCUGCUUUAUUGUCAAUUUCCAGAAAUAUUUCCUGAAUAAUUGCAGAAAAACAAGAACAAGAGAAGUUACUGCAGCACGUGGUUAAUAUUUCCUUGUUGUUGCUCUUGAGUGACAGAGUAGGAUAUCCCAUAAUCACUUUUUUGUGAUUAAUGCAAGUGAACUGAGGGGAAAAGUGUUUUUUGUUUGUUUGUUUUGUCUUUGAUGUAUGGAAGCUUAAUUAUGCCACUGGAAAAACAAAAGAAAAAAAUUACCAGGCAGAGCUGGUAUCUCAUAAAUUUGAAUUACGGACUCAAACUUGUGAUUAUUAAGUAGAUUUUGAGAUAAUGACUCCCAAUUUUGACUCAUAGAUUGCAAAAAAAAAACCCCAAACAAACAACAACAAAAAACGCUUCUACACUGAUAAGACCUGUGAAAGGCUUUUUUUUUUCUCUGGAUUUGUUUCUGAGCUGUAAAAUUUUUAUUUGGAGGAAAGGCGGCGUGACUCUGUGAAACAAAAUCCUAAAUGCUGAAAGUCCAAAAAAAGUAAAAGCAAGAUAACUUAAAGGAAUAACUGUGAAGUGAUGUAUGCACGAACCAAGUGCAACUAAAAGCUGGUGCACGUGUACCAAACACAGAUAAAAAGUAUUACACUUUUCUUACAUGCACAACUUCCAUUUCUGCCUCUAGGGAGCGGCAAAGGACCUGUUGAAAGAAUACAUGUUUCGAGCUUUGAGUUUCUUCCAGCUUCUCAUGCACUUUGUUGCUCCUAACCUGAGUUUAAGAGGAGCACGUGACCCUGAAAAGUGUUUUUUUUGUUGUUGUUGUUCCUAAUGUUUUCUUCCUUUGGCAGCCUCAGGUUUGGCCCUGGCUUCUCUUUUCUGGUUGGCUCACAGUGAACCUGAAUUCCUAAUCUCCUUCUUCCACAUACUUGUCAUGGACCACAAGAUUCCUCUAGAGCGUGUGUCUUCAGGAUCCAGUGGUUCGGUUCUUGAAGUGCUUUUAGUGUCUUCUUUAAAACAAAAAAACAAUCCAGCUUCCCAUUGAGUUAAGUUAAAACUGAAUUAAUUUAUGAGUAAAGUAAUAUUUGUACAUUGUGUCCGUAAGUUGUGUUUGAAAUCCUAAGGGGGUCUUGCAAUAUUAUGGCAAAUUGAAACCAGUAAAAACAGCAUGCCUACAGCUAUUGGGUUAGCAUUAUUCUUCAUUAAAAGCUGCUCUCUGUCUGCGUGGAAGAGAAAGGACGGUACCUGCAGUGCUUCAGUCAGAGGACUGCGUAUGCCUUACAACAUUUUGCAUUGUGGUUUUGGCGUUGGUUACCAUUCCCUAUCUUUUGGUCAUAGCAUGAAUACUACUUUUAAUUGUAUAUCCUUUUUUUUUUUUUUUUUCAGAAUUAGUUUGAGCUACCGGGUGUUCACAAUAUCUAAGAAAGCCCAAGGGGGGGGGGAACGAGUCGAGUUGUAUGUAAACUGUUUGUACAAAGGCUUUUUGGACAGAUCUCGCUUUUUUCGCUCAGAUGUUUUAAGUUAUCGAUUUUCAAUAAUAAAUGCACUUUUUUUUCAACA
Pelmatolapia mariae (spotted tilapia) is the source of this 4210-nucleotide messenger RNA. RefSeq names its product LON peptidase N-terminal domain and ring finger 1 (gene lonrf1). The coding region runs from base 134 to 2368 and encodes 744 amino acids. Gene Ontology annotation, molecular function: protein binding; ubiquitin protein ligase activity. NCBI's taxonomy places the organism in Eukaryota, Metazoa, Chordata, Actinopteri, Cichliformes, Cichlidae. The record is from RefSeq and is a predicted model, not a curated record. The transcript has 12 exons.